This is a messenger RNA of Benincasa hispida (wax gourd), 753 nucleotides long. RefSeq lists its product as uncharacterized. Lineage: Eukaryota; Viridiplantae; Streptophyta; Magnoliopsida; Cucurbitales; Cucurbitaceae. Gene Ontology annotation, biological process: regulation of DNA-templated transcription. The record is from RefSeq and is a predicted model, not a curated record.
CCCUCCUCCUUCCCCUUAUUCGUACCCAUUCACACGCCUGCCUUCUCUCUCUCUCUCUCUCUACUUUCGGCCAUGGACAAAUCUCAAAUUCAAACUCUCAAACCAACAACUACGUCUCGCCAAAAAACCCUAAUCCUCAACGCAUUGCACAAAUCCUCUCACCUUCGCCGUCGGAGCCGGAGAAGAGUACCGACCACCCGCAUUGCCGAGAAGAUUCACCGAAACGACGCUGUUUACGCCUCCGAAGAAGCCGAUGAGAAGGAAGCCGUCGAACGCAAGAUUCGUGCCUUGCAGAGCAUCGUUCCGGGAGGGGAAUCGCUUGGAGUCGACAAGCUGUUUGAACAGACGGCGGAGUAUAUAAUGAAUUUGCAGCAUCAAGUGAAGGCCAUGAGAGCACUCUCGAGCUUUUUCGAGAGCUUGGAGAAGGAGAAAUCCGAGUGCGGAGGUUGAAGAAGAUGAGUUACUUCUGAUUUUGAUUUUUUUUUUUUUUCAUUCGGUUUAUUAUUUUUUUUUUCUCUUUUUCAUGUGAGAAAAGAUCGAUCGAGCGUUUGAAUUCUCAGUCGCCCCAUCUUUUUCUCUGUUAGUUGGGAGCAGGAUUUCGAAUCCUUUUUCCUGUUUAUGAUCAUCACCAUCAUCUUCUUCAUCUUCUUCAUCUUCUAUACUACUUGCUGGUAAAUCUGUGUAGCUUUUUAAUGGAUAGCAAAUCAAAAUCGACAUGGAUAGUAAUAACAGAUUGGGGUGAGAGUUCAACAA